UUGACAUAAUGACAGCCCACAUGGGCAGCCAACUUAACUUAUUCCUUUCUUUCGUUCUUUCGUAAAAUUUCAAGAUGUCGAACAUCAAAAGGAAGAAGACCAGAAAGCUGCGUGGUCAUGUGAGCCAUGGUCAUGGUCGUAUUGGCAAGCACCGUAAGCAUCCUGGUGGUCGCGGUAAUGCUGGUGGUAUGCACCAUCACCGUAUCAACUUCGACAAAUACCAUCCUGGCUACUUCGGCAAAGUUGGUAUGAGAAACUUCCACUUGCGUCGCCAACACAAAUUCUGCCCAACAAUCAAUUUGGACAAAUUGUGGUCUCUGGUCGGUGCUGAAAAAUUAGAGGAAUUGCAAAAGGAGAAGAGCAACAAAGCCCCUGUCGUAGAUUUGGUGCAAUUCGGUUACUACAAACUUUUGGGUCGUGGACAUUUGCCCAAGCAGCCCAUCAUUGUUAAGGCCAAAUAUUUCUCAAAGAAAGCUGAAGACAAAAUCAAGAAUGCCGGUGGUGUCUGCUUGUUGAGAGCUUAAUUUUAAGGUCCUUUCCAAUUUACGUGUGACCAUCAAACAUGUACGGGUUUUAUAAGUAAUAAAAAAAUUAUAAAAAUAGAAAA
Bactrocera tryoni is the source of this 607-nucleotide messenger RNA. It is a transcript of the gene RpL27A, whose product is annotated as 60S ribosomal protein L27a. Gene Ontology annotation, biological process: translation. Gene Ontology annotation, cellular component: ribosome; cytosolic large ribosomal subunit. Lineage: Eukaryota; Metazoa; Arthropoda; Insecta; Diptera; Tephritidae. The transcript has 4 exons. The record is from RefSeq and is a predicted model, not a curated record. Gene Ontology annotation, molecular function: structural constituent of ribosome. Bases 75 to 524 code for a protein of 149 amino acids.